Geodia barretti is the source of this 900-nucleotide messenger RNA. Lineage: Eukaryota; Metazoa; Porifera; Demospongiae; Tetractinellida; Geodiidae. The record is from the annotation of a GenBank genome assembly.
AUGACUGCACAUGGAGGUGACCAGUUGGAAGAUUCGUCUAAUGGAGUAUUAAUCGCCAUCGAUUGGGAAAACAUACGUCGCGGGGCUCAACUCUAUCAGAAAAUCGUAACUCCUCAAGCGUUGUACGGAGCCAUGACCAAUGUGGGACAGGUAUUUGGAGAGGUAUUGGGCGGGAAAGCAUUUGGAGACUGGAGCCUCAGACCGGAAGACGGCACCGCGUUCACGCAAGCCGGUAUAACGCUUUAUCACGCGCCCAGGACCAUGGCCGGAAAAGACCGGAGCGACCCCUCCAUCCUGCUGGAAGUUUAUGACUGGCUGCGAGAUCGGGAAGACUGUCACGUGGUGAUUCUCGGUUCGGGAGAUUCCGACUACCAGGUGCUGGUCGACCGGGCCCGGGGCAUGGGCCGGCGCGUAAUUCUGUGCGCUUUCAGCCAGUCGGUCGCCCGUGAUAUGCUCGCGGUCGCACCGUUGUUCCCGCUGGAAGCCGAACUGGGUUUCCAGUUGGCCGAACAUGGUGACGUGGAAAUCCAACUGCCGACGCCGGAGGAACAGGCUGAAGCGGCCCAGGAUGUGCGCCAGGUUUUCGUCCGCGAAAUGGGCAGGCUGGAAUCCCGAAUGAACUUCGUGGGAUACAGUAUGCUGUGCAACCAGUGGAUGCUGGACUGGGGGAUCGCCUGGAACGAAUUCGAAUGCCGCCAGCUGGUGGAAGAAUGGCUUUAUGAAGGUAUCAUUGAACGGCACGAUGUUCCCAACCCCAACAACCCCCAGUACCCCACCUCAGCGGUGAGGCUGAUGCGCACCAACGAAACGGUUCGCGACAUGUUGGGAUUGAACCGGCCGGCUAUCUCCAAUCCGGUGGUCUUAGCCAUCGAUGAUCAGAACCAUCACGACCCGGAGUAA